This is a messenger RNA of Oldenlandia corymbosa var. corymbosa, 1241 nucleotides long. The record is from the annotation of a GenBank genome assembly. Lineage: Eukaryota; Viridiplantae; Streptophyta; Magnoliopsida; Gentianales; Rubiaceae.
AACAAAUCCUCUUAUGGUAUAGCAUUAUAUACACCUACAAAUAGUUACUUCUAAAGUACUAAAAAAAAAGCUUGAAUUUUUUUGCCUUAUAAUUUUAUGUCUUGGGGAAGGAUGAUGGCAGCAGAUCAAUUAGGUUGGGGAAUGGUGGAAGAAGGGUGGAGAAAAGGGCCUUGGACUGCUGAAGAAGACAGAUUACUAAUUGAAUAUGUCAAGUUGCAUGGUGAAGGCAGAUGGAAUUCUGUCUCUAGGCUUGCAGGAUUGAAGAGAAAUGGGAAGAGCUGUAGGCUGAGAUGGGUGAAUUACUUGAGGCCAGAUUUGAAGAGGGGACAAAUAACUCCACAUGAAGAGAAGAUCAUUCUUGAGCUUCAUGCUAGGUGGGGAAAUAGGUGGUCUACUAUUGCUAGAAGCUUGCCAGGAAGGACAGAUAAUGAGAUCAAGAAUUAUUGGAGGACUCAUUUCAAGAAGAAGGCAAAAGGAUCAUCUGAUAUCAAUAAUUUGAACUCAGAGAAAUCCAAAGCGCGCAUUUUGAGAAGGCAACAAUUUCAUCAGCUUCAACUUCAGCAACAGCAGCAGCAGCAACAACAACAACAACAACAACUACUUCAACCUCAGCAGCAACAAACAGAUCAAACUGAUAAUCAUCAAACAUUUGACAUGAAAAAGCUCAUGUCAUUACUUGAUCAUCAGCAACAUCAUGAGGCUGAUGAGAAUAACAAUAUUAAAAGAGAGGGAGUAUAUGUCCCAACCAAUCUUGUUGUUCCUUACAAUCAGUACUACAACUCAUCUGGUGACAAUCAUCAAGUAUUCCUGUGCUCCAUGUUCAACAAUUACGCCGUCGCGCCGGAAGGAAUCAAUGAUCAAGACAGCAUUUGGGAUGGUCUGUGGAACUUGGAUGAUGUUAAUGGAAGUAUGAAUUAUCCAAGAAAUGCCAUUUAUCAUGCACCAGCACAAGCAGCAACAGCAGCAGCAGUUGUCCCUUUCUAUUAGUCAAUAAUUUUAUGGCCAAAAAAAGCCUUUAAUUAGAUUUGAGUUCUGGCUUCUUCUUUUUUUUUUCCCUUAAAAAAAGAAUUAGUUGAUGAGCUUUCUUUAUUUUGGGAAACCAAAGGUUUUCUAUUUCGAAGGCAAGAAGAGAUCGUGAGAUGUUUGUGGUCUUUUUGUUUGUCCAAAUGUGUAGGUAUUUUAUUAUAUGAUCGAACUCCAUAGCCCAUGCAAGGUGAUUCGGACUUGGUAUUUAAUUUUCC